GCAUUUUUUGUUGUGAGGAGUCAGGAACCACCGCAUGUGUUUGGUCUUUAUUAUAUUAUUCCAUGCGUGUGUGUGAGUGUGUCGAUUUGUAAAGCGAAGAAUGCAGCCAUACGGAGAUGUUGAUUCCACUUUGAGGGCCAUCGCCGGUCGUGCCGAGGGAUUCGGCCGCCACGCCAUCGGUGGUCUCCACGGUGCUCUCUAUUUGGUUACCUCCCUUUCAGAUGAUGGUCCUGGUUCCCUUCGCGAAGGAUGUCGUAGACAGGAGCCGCUGUGGAUUGUUUUUGAAGUUUCAGGUACAAUUCAUCUUUCAUCAUACCUGAGUGUGUCCUCUAAUAAGACAGUUGAUGGAAGAGGCCAGAGGGUUAAAUUGACCGGGAAAGGCUUAAGGCUGAAAGAAUGUGAGAACAUAAUUAUAUGCAACCUUGAGUUUGAGGGGGGAAGGGGUCAUGAUGUAGAUGGGAUUCAAAUCAAACCAAAUUCUAGGAAUAUUUGGAUAGACCGUUGCAGCCUCCGAGAUUAUGAUGACGGCCUUAUAGACAUCACAAGACAAAGUACGGAUAUCACUGUAUCUAGAUGUUACUUUGCACAGCAUGACAAGACCAUGCUCAUUGGAGCCGACCCAACACAUGUCGGUGAUAGAUGCAUCCGGGUGACGAUUCAUCAUUGUUUCUUUGAUGGAACGAACCAGAGACAGCCUCGUUUGAGAUUUGGAAAAGUUCAUCUGUACAACAAUUACACCAGAAACUGGAAAGUAUAUGCAAUUUGUGCUAGUGUUGAGGCCCAGGUGACUUUGCUGCUAUCAUCCCGUGCAUUUCAUUUUCUUAUUUUACAUUCUAAUUUAUGUGCAGCAAUUGUGGAGAUAGCUGAUUUCUCUAAAAUCAUUUUACAGAUAUACUCCCAAUGUAACAUAUAUGAAGCAGGAGAUAAGAAAAAGGCUUAUGAAUUUUAUACCGAGAAGGCUGCGGACAAAGAAGAGGCGAAGUCUGGCAUCAUAAUAUCUGAAGGAGACAUGCUUCUGAAUGGUGCUCAGCCAUGCUUGCUAACAGAAUAUAAAGAAUCUGUUUUCCAUCCUAGUGAAUAUUACUCAACUUGGACAAUGGAACCUGCUACACAUUCUCUCAGAGAGGUUAUCCAGUUAUGUACAGGUUGGCAGUCCCUUUGCAGGCCAGUAGACAAUAUGGUAAUGAACUAGUGUGUGUAUAAGAUUCACACUAGAUUGUUACAGUAUUAUUUAGUCCUACGAAUAAAGAUGGUUAUUAUUUAGUCUUUUAUUUUUCUAAGAUAUCUUACAUGAUUAUUUUGUAUUCAUUUAAAUUUUAUCACAAGUUACUAAAUAUCUUUUAUAGGUUUCUUUUCUUAUUUUCACUUGUAUUAAACAAAAAUAAAAUGAAUCUUUUUAUUCACUUA
Messenger RNA from Trifolium pratense (red clover), 1407 nucleotides. RefSeq names its product putative pectate lyase 21. Lineage: Eukaryota; Viridiplantae; Streptophyta; Magnoliopsida; Fabales; Fabaceae. Gene Ontology annotation, molecular function: pectate lyase activity. The record is from RefSeq and is a predicted model, not a curated record. The coding region runs from base 101 to 1192 and encodes 363 amino acids. The transcript is spliced from 4 exons.